UCCGUGAAACAAAAAUCUGCAUCAAAUCUUCAAAUUGAAAAUUAAUUUCCCCCAAAGAAAUUAAAAAUUGAUCUUCUUUCUCCAGACGUUGCCCAGAACUCUACAAAAAUUGUGCGUUUCAAACAAGUCGUUGCCGCCAAUUACGGCCAAAGCACCCAACACCACCACCACCAACAGCCGCAGCAGCAGCACAGCACGCAGCACUAUCCAACGCCAGCAACUGCAGCGCUGCAUUCCAACCACAAAGUGAACAACUUUGAGGCAAAAAUGCAUCUCACGACGACAACAAAUGGUGGAGGUGGGGCCAACAAUGCCAACAACACGGCCGCCUCCAAUACUGCGAACAGCAACAACAACAACAAUUCGAAUACACAGAAUAACAACAACGCGAGUUCGAAUAACACAAAUACCAACAACAGUUCGAAUGGUAACAAUAACAAUUCCACAGAACAAAAUACUCCGCCCACAGCAGCUCAACUGCUCAAUGAGGCCUACACAAAAAUGACUUCGGAUAUUUUGGCCGAACGUACAUUGGGCGAUUUUCUUACCGAACAUCCGGGUGAAUUGAUACGAACCAGUAGCCCGUUGUUUGUGUGUACCGUGCUGCCGCCGCACUGGCGUUCGAACAAGACAUUACCGGUGGCAUUUAAAGUUGUUUCGCUGGGCGAUAUUAUGGACGGGACAAUGGUGACGGUGCGAGCGGGCAACGAUGAGAACUACUGUGCAGAGCUGCGGAACUCAACGGCGGUAAUGAAGAAUCAGGUGGCCAAAUUUAACGAUUUACGUUUUGUGGGGCGAAGCGGUCGAGGUGAGAAAAGUUUCACCUUAACCAUAACCGUUUCAACAAAUCCGCCACACAUUGCCACAUACAACAAGGCCAUUAAAGUGACUGUCGAUGGACCCCGAGAACCACGCUCCAAACCAGUAAAAUGGCAUUUGUUAUCUAUUUUAGGACAACAGCAACAGUUCCAUUUUGCCUUUGGCCAAAGACCGUUUCAUUCUCAACGGAUCCACUGUCUGGUUUUCGUAUGCCACCAAUAG
This is a messenger RNA of Musca domestica (house fly), 1041 nucleotides long. RefSeq names its product protein lozenge-like. Bases 268 to 1041 code for a protein of 257 amino acids. The transcript is spliced from 4 exons. Gene Ontology annotation, cellular component: nucleus. NCBI's taxonomy places the organism in Eukaryota, Metazoa, Arthropoda, Insecta, Diptera, Muscidae. Gene Ontology annotation, biological process: regulation of DNA-templated transcription. The record is from RefSeq and is a predicted model, not a curated record. Gene Ontology annotation, molecular function: DNA-binding transcription factor activity, RNA polymerase II-specific; ATP binding; RNA polymerase II cis-regulatory region sequence-specific DNA binding.